CCGGAGGGCCGGAGGGCGGGUGGAGGAGCGAGCGGAGCCGGCGCCCGCGGAGCUGCUGGGGGGAGCGCUCGCUGCCUCGCCGCUGCCGCUGCCUCUGCGCUGCGCUCCGGCCGCGCCGCUCGCCGUGGCCCGUGGAUGGGGGUGUCCCGCUGAGUCCCGUGAGCCGCCUCCUUCCGCCAGGACCCGCACAGAUCAACGACUCUCGAACAGUGCAGUUGUUCUGUUGCUAAGCAAUAAUGGAGGCCCCACUGGUGAGUUUGGAUGAAGAGUUUGAGGACCUUCGGCCCUGCUGCUCAGAGGACCCGGAGGAGAAGCCACGGUGUUUCUAUGGCUCAUCUCCCCACCAUCUAGAGGACCCCUCCCUCUCUGAGCUUGAGAAUUUUUCCUCUGAAAUAAUCAGCUUCAAGUCCAUGGAGGACCUAGUGAAUGAAUUCGAUGAGAAGCUCAAUGUCUGCUUUCGGAACUACAAUGCCAAGACGGAAAACCUAGCUCCAGUGAAGAACCAGUUUCAGAUCCAAGAGGAGGAGGAAACCCUGCAGGAUGAGGAGGUUUGGGAUGCGCUGACAGACAAUUACAUCCCUUCACUCUCAGAAGACUGGAGGGACCCAAAUAUGGAGGCUCUGAAUGGCAACAGCUCUGACACUGAGGUAAUCGAGGAGAUUGAAGAAAUGAUGCAGAACUCCCCAGACCCUGAGGAGGAAGAGGACGCUCUGGAAGAGGAGGACGGGGGAGAAACCUCCUCCCAGGCAGACUCGGUCCUCCUGCAGGAGAUGCGGGCUUUGACCCAGACCUUCAACAACAACUGGUCCUACGAAGGGCUGAGGCACAUGUCUGGGUCUGAGCUGACGGAGCUGCUGGACCAGGUGGAGGCCGCCAUCCGAGACUUCUCGGAGGAGCUGGUGCAACAGCUGGCCCACCGGGACGAGCUGGAAUUUGAAAAGGAGGUGAAGAAUUCCUUCAUCACGGUGCUUAUUGAGGUGCAGAACAAGCAGAAGGAGCAGCGAGAACUGAUGAAAAAGAGGAGGAAAGAGAAAGGGCUGAGCCUGCAGAGCAGCCGAAUAGAGAAGGGAAACCAGAUGCCUCUCAAGCGCUUCAGCAUGGAAGGCAUCUCCAACAUUCUGCAGAGCGGCAUCCGCCAGACCUUUGGCUCUUCAGGGGCUGACAAACAGUAUCUGAACACAGUCAUCCCCUAUGAGAAGAAAGCCUCGCCUCCAUCCGUGGAAGAUCUCCAGAUGCUGACAAACAUUCUCUUUGCCAUGAAGGAGGAUAAUGAGAAGGUGCCCACUUUGCUAACGGACUACAUUUUAAAAGUGCUCUGUCCUACCUAACCCUGCCCUCUGGAGCAGCCUCGCUGCGGAGGUCACUGAGCACGAGUCUGUCCAUCACAGGGACUGCAUGACACUACGUAACCUCCGACGUGUAUUUAAACAUGUAUAGCUUAACCUGGAUUAAACCUGAGCAAACGCGCGGGACCCUUUGCUGUUGGCUUCUAGUCCUAGUAACCGUUGGAUGCAUGAUCGAGGGGCAGGGCUGGUGACGGCGCCUCCUCUCCGCCUGUGUUGGAGGAAGGUGGGCGUGCUCACUGCUCAUUGUGUAGUCUGGCUCCAGCCCUCAAAAACAGCUUACUCUCUUAAGACUAAUUUUGAAAUAAACCUUCAUUUAAUUAAUA
Messenger RNA from Manis javanica (Malayan pangolin), 1669 nucleotides. NCBI's taxonomy places the organism in Eukaryota, Metazoa, Chordata, Mammalia, Pholidota, Manidae. The record is from RefSeq and is a predicted model, not a curated record.